UGUUCUCCCUGCUCAGCGUCCCAGGGCCAGGACAGGUUCAGAAGAGAGCCCGGGGGUGGACAGCUCUGAGCUCAACCCUUGACUCUGAAAGCCCACCUUCUGCUCCGCCUCACCCUCACCUCACCUCCUGUCAACAUCACAGCUCAAGGCUUGGUCCCAGGAGUCGGGAUCCCAGGUGAAGGAAGACUCUGAGGAGCACGGAACAGUGAGUGCCCGCGCAUCCCGCCCACCCACCCAUCCUCCCAUCCCUCCCCUUCACUCCCCUGACUGCCUCCGGCCCCACCCCAGCAGCCCCGGUAACCUGACCUCUUCCAGUGUUUCCCAGCCCCCUCUGGGCCCCUCCUUCCUCCGGCUUUUCCCACCACUCCCUUUCCCCUCCCUUCUCCCAACACCACCUAUGGGCAGAUGCGCUGGGGUUUACAAAACUGGGUUCUACAGGCUGAAUAGGAGUUCACCAGGUGAAGAGCAAUGAUCCCAGUGGGAGCCCUGCAUUGAGAGAUAGUAGGGGCCAAGGGAGACCCCCUGCCUGCCUGACCACCGUGAGCACCCAACAUCCACCCCCUCCCCCAUGAACAGCCCCAAGGCCCCCCCACACACCCAGCCGGCAGUAAUGGCCAGUGAAGCCCAGAGGCAACUGGCCUGGUACUUGGAGGAAAUGAAGAAGGAGGAGCUGAAGGAGUUCCAGCUUCGGCUGUCUGAUCAGAAGCCCUGCGGGCACCCUCCUGGAGAAGCCCUGACUCAGCCAGAGAAUGCGGGUGGUGUGGAGGUGGCCUCUCGCCUGGUGGCUCAGUACGGGGAGCAGCAGGCUUGGGACCUGGCACUCCGCACCUGGGAGCAGAUGGGUCUGAGCAGGCUGUGUGCCCAGGCCCGCCUAGAGGCAGCCUUGAUGUCAGCCCAGUCUCCCUCGUUUCUCUACUCCCCGAGUGCACCCAACCUGCAGUCCCCCAGCUGGCCCACCUCCACUGAGGUGCUGAAGUUCUGCAACUCGGAGCCCCCAAUGCCCCUCCACAACUCAGAGAAAAGGGAUUUGAGACACCUACCAUCUGGCACAUCUGGGUCCAUCCGGAAAGAUCUUCUAAACUCCCUAGACUAUGAGUCACCAAGUAAGGAAUUACCCAAUGCCCCCGUAUCGACAGCAGUGCUGAGUGGUUGGGAACCCCCAGUUCAGCCCAGCCCAGAGCCCAGAAAGCAGGAAACUCCUGGGACUGUGUGGCCAUUGGCUGAAACACCUGAAACACCUGAAAACAGCUGCACAGGAAUCAGAGAGAGAUACCAGAACCAAAGGAGAGAGAGGCCUUGCCCUACACAGUCAUGGAAAAAUGAAGAUUUGCACCCAAAGUUCAUGCAGUUGCUACUUCUACACAGAUCUCACCCCAGGGGCCAUGAGCCCCUGGUCAGAGGAAGCUGGCAUCACGGGGUGAUAGAGGAGCGAGGACGUUUGAUUGAGGUCAGAGACUUAUUUGGCCCAGACCCGGGCACUCGAGACAAGCCUCACACAGUCAUACUGUAUGGGGAUGCUGGAAUCGGAAAGUCAACCCUGGCCAGGCAGGUGAGAGGAGCCUGGGAGGAGGGCCAGCUGUACAGGGACCACUUCCAGCAUGUCUUCUACUUCAGCUGCAGAGAGCUGGCCCAGUCCAAGGUGAUGAGUCUCGCUGAACUCCUCACAAAAGACUGGGCGGGCCCCGUGGCUCCCAUCGGACAGAUCCUAUCUGAGCCGGAGCAGCUGCUCUUCAUCCUCAAUGAUUUAGAUGAACCGAACUGGGUCUUGGAGGAGCAGAGGGCUGAGCUCUGUCUGCACUGGAGCCAGCGGCAGCCAGUGCACACGCUACUGGGCAGUUUGCUGGAGAAGACCGUACUUCCCGAGGCAUCCUUGCUGAUCACAGCUCGGACCACAGCUCUGCAGAAGUUCAUCCCAUCUUUGAAGCAGCCACGCUGGGUGGAGGUCCUGGGGUUCUCUGAGUCUUCUAGGAAGGAAUAUUUCUACAAAUAUUUCACAGACGAAAGCCAAGCAGUUAGAGCCUUUAGCUUGGUUGCAUCAAGCCAAGCCCUGUCGACCAUGUGCCUCGUGCCCUCUGUGUCCUGGCUGGUGUGCACUUGCCUGCAGCAGCAGAUGGAGUCGGGGGAAGAGCUCUCGCUGACGUCACAGACGACCACGGCCCUCUAUCUGCGCUACCUUUCCCAGGCUCUCCCGGAUCAGCCCCUUGGACCUCAGCUACGGGGCCUCUGCUCUCUAGCCGCUGAGGGGACUUGGCAAGGAAAGACCCUGUUCAGUCCAGGAGACCUCAGGAAGCACGGGUUAGAUGGGGCCAUCAUCUCCACUCUCUUAAAGAUGCGUGUUCUUCAAAAGCACCCCACCUCCCUGAGCUACAGCUUCAUGCACCUGUGUUUCCAGGAGUUCUUUGCAGCAGUGUCCUGUGCACUGGGGGAUAAGGAGGAGAAAGGUGAAUAUCCUGACAGCCCUGGCAGCGUGGAAAAGUUACCAGAAGUGUAUGGGAGACGAGACCUGUUUGGGGCACCGAUCGUGCGUUUCCUGUUUGGCCUCCUGAGUGAGCCGGGGGUGAGGGCGAUGGAGAGCGUCUUCAGCUGCACGCUGCCUCCGGAGAGGAGGGGGGACUUGCUCUCGUGGGCCAAGUCGGAAGUUCGGCGGGAGCGCUCCUCCCUGCAGCCGGACUCCCUGCAGUUGCUUCACUGUCUGUACGAGAUUCAGGACGAGGAGUUCCUGAUGCGAGCGAUGGCCCACUUCCAAGGAUCGAGGAUGUGUGUCCAAACCGGCGUGGAGCUCCUGGUGUUCACUUUCUGCAUUAAGUUCUGCUGCCACGUGAAGAGGCUUCAGCUGAAUGAGGGCGGGCAGCGUGGACAAGCGUGGAGGCCCCCCGGAGUGGUGCUGCUGAGCUGGGUCCCAGUCACAGAUGUCUGCUGGCAGGUUCUCUUCUCCGUUCUCCAGGUCACUGGAAGCCUGAAGGAGCUGGACCUGAGCGGGAACCUCUUGAGCCACUCUGCAGUGCAGGGUCUUUGUGAGGCCCUGAGAUGCCCUAGCUGCCACCUAGAGACGCUGCGGUUGGCCAACUGCGGCCUCACAGCUGAAGGCUGCAAGGACCUUGCCUCUGGGCUGAGCGCCAGCCAGACCCUGACGGAGCUGGAACUGAGCUUCAACGUGCUGCUGGACGCUGGGGCUGCGCACCUGUGCCAGCGCCUGGGACAGCCAGGCUGCGGGCUGCGGCGGCUGCUGCUGGUCAGCUGCAGCCUCACGUCCGGCUGCUGCCAGGACCUGGCCUCCAUGCUCGGUGCCAGCCCCAGCCUGACAGAGCUGGACUUGCAGCAGAACGACCUGGACGACCUCGGCGUGAGGCUGCUCUGUGAGGGGCUCAGGCAGCCUACCUGCCGACUCACACUCCUGUGGCUGGACCAGACCCAGCUGAGUGAGGAGGUGACAGAGAUGCUGAGGGCCCUGAAGGAGGAGAAGCCUCAGCUGCUCAUCUCCAGGAGACGGAAGCCAAGUCUGCUGAUCCCUAAUGAGGGCCCAGGUGGCGGAGAGAUGGGUGACAACACGUCCUCACUCAAGCGGCAGAGACAAGAAUCAGAGGGAAGCUCCCCUCAAGUAGCACAGGUGGGACCCUUCUGUGUGUCUGCUCCUGCCCCUCCUGGGGACCUGCACACGGCGUCUCUGGGGACUGAAGAUGACUUCUGGGGCCCCACAGGGCCUGUGGCUACCGAGAUGGUUGACAAAGAGAGGAGCCUGUACCGAGUCCACUUCCCCAUGGCCGGCUUCUACCACUGGCCCAGCACGGGUCUCCGCUUCGUGGUGAGAGGGCCAGUGACCGUUGAAAUUGAAUUCUGUGCCUGGGACCAGUUCCUGAACAGGACUGUCCCACCACACGGCUGGAUGGUUGCGGGGCCUCUGUUUGACAUCAAGGCUGAGCCAGGAGCCGUGGCAGCUCUGUACCUCCCUCACUUUGUGGCCCUCCAAGAGACAAUGAGAGGGGGGUGGCCCUGUGGCCUGAUCCCAUGGCCCUGCCCUCCCUGCUGAGUGUGUCAUCAGCACCUUCCAGGCUCAGGUGAGUUGCUGAAGCAUAGAGCAACUUUCCCCGCUCAGGGAGGGACACUGGACCCCCUCCGUGUAAGGUGGAAGUACAGAGAGCUGUCUGGCACAGUGGCUACCUGUAUGGGCUGCCAGAGUUUGGCUCCCAGCGAAAGAACUUGCUUCCCAACUCGGAGAGCCUGAACAAGUUACUUAACUUCUUGGUGCAUCAUGUGACAAGGGGCGCUAAUAACAGCGCCCCGCUCCGUGUUGUGAGGACAUCCUAGCCACGCCCUGGUCAGUCUGGGAAAUGGGACUGGCCCAAGGAAGAGGUCCCCCUCCAAGUGCGCAGGAGUCCAGCCUAAGCCUGCUGGGCCGAAGACCAAAUCUGGACAGGAGUGAAUUCACCAAACUGGUGGCCCUGGCGGAGGGCUGCUGGGACGUGGCUAAUGAUAACUGUGAACGAUGAUCAGCCGUCUGUGCCUGAUAGCAGGCAAGGCAGUUCCAUUUACAUUCACAUCAUCUCGAUUUUCACAACGACCUGGCGAGGCAGCUGCUAUGGUUUUCCCCUGAUGCACCAGUGAGAAAACUGAAGCUCAGAGAUGUGAAGAUGCUUGACCAGAGCUGGGAAUCCUAACCCAGGUCCUAUUAACCCCAGGAUGAGAGCCAAACCCACACGCCCCCCAGGCCUGCCCAAGCCCACAUCCCACCAGCCUUCUCUAGACCACUUCCUGGACUUCACACUGCGGCUGGACAGAACUUGUUCCCUUUGGAUUCCGAAUUCAGAGCUAGAGGCAAAAUACACAAAGGCUGCUUGUGGCUCCAGGUGCCCAGGCCCCGCCAGGAAACCAGGGCCCUUCCCGGAAUGCCUGCCGCCUGCUCUCUGCACUGCAGCUGUUUCUUGUCCUGGCCGCAGUGACCUCACUGCCUAAUGCGGGCCUGAUUUAGGACUCUGGUGCUGGCUGUUUCUUCUUCAUCACUGGGGAGGUCCUACGUCAAGUAACUUCCCAUGGUGGGUUUUCUCCCACUAUUACCUGAAAACUGGGUUUGCCUCUUGGUGGGUGUGGAGCCAAAAGACACAACCCAGCCGAAGACAGGGAGAAGAAAGAAUUUAUUACUUGCAACAGGUAAGGAGAACACAGGGGAUCUUUCUCAAAGCAGUGUCUCGCCAAACAGCAAAACUGGGGAAGCUUUAAGCUAAGGGUUCAUGCAUAUUCAUGAAGGAGCUUUAGUUGAUUGAAUUCCCCAGGGUCAGAAAAGGUCGCCACCAUCAUCCCUUUGGUUUCAGCGCCUGCGGGGUUUAAAUUCUGCAGAACAGCUCAAGAAAGCGCUGCAGGCUAGUCUUCACCACUGAAACAGAACUGAGAGUCUGUACAACUCAUUUGUUACCUUUGCUAUUGUUACUUCCCUGGCAUGGUAACAGUGCUUUUGCUCCCUUGAGAUCAUUACUACUGAGACUUGUUCAAAGACAAGCUUUGUGGCCAGGCUUAGAUCACAAAACGGCUUAAGCCAAGAAUGGCUUCUCUUAUGUCAAGAAAGCCAUGCCUCGUUCUCUUUCUCCAGGGACACCCCCCCCAUCUGCUUACACUCCCUCUCCCCCGCUACCCAUCCCAGGAAUGCACUUGCCCUAGAUGGCUAGGAACCACACAUGCUUCGAAAUUGUUGCUUCUCUGGAACAACAGUUCACUGAGCACUUUUGUUUAAUAAAGGGCUGUGUGGCUGUGGGCCCCAGACCCUGACACAGAAACACUCCUACUGUAAGCAGGUAGGGUCAGGGGUCCCUGGAGAAAGAGAACCACACCAGCAUGGGUAAACGUGGGGUCAGGAACUUUCCUGGCUCCAGGACCAGAGGCUGGGCUCCUGUAUGGGUUUGGCUGCAGGCGUUCCUGCAAUGUUCACACCCUAGAGACAGGAUUGCCCGCAGCCACGAAAGGCCCCAGCCCCAGCCACGCUGCCUUCCCUGGCUGGGUCCCCCAGGAAGGCCACUGAGCCUGCACCCGGGACCUCCCUCCCCUAGCCGAGCCUCACUCCUUGAGGGCACUAAGUCCUUGCCUCUCA
Molecule: messenger RNA, 6076 nt
Organism: Vicugna pacos (alpaca)
Lineage: Eukaryota; Metazoa; Chordata; Mammalia; Artiodactyla; Camelidae
Source: RefSeq, a predicted model, not a curated record